AGAGGCUUUUAAUUUAUAAAGGUGUACAUUUAAACACAUUAAGUAAGUAGUUCUUAACCGACGAAGUUUAAAGUAUUUAAUCGUGAAUAUGUCUCGCGGUAUUGAAUUAAUUAAGACUGUUCUCGAUAAAAUAUCUAAGUCAUCCAAUUACGGACAGUGUUUGAAAAAGCUUGAAAUAGUCUCAGCAGGAGAUGGAAAUUGUAAGGCAAAAUUUGUUGUUUCUGAGGAACACUUAAAUAUGGGUGGUACUUUGCAUGGAGGUUUUACAAGUACAAUUGUUGAUUGUAUUUCUACUUAUGCUUUGAUGACCAAAGAUGAAUGUCCACCAGGAGUUUCAGUAGAUCUAAAUAUCACGUUUAUGAAACCUGCACUUCUUGGUGAAUUGGUCACAGUAGAUGCUAAAACUAUACGUGCUGGGAAAAGAUUAGCAUUUCUUGCAGUGGAUGUUACCAAGAAUGAUGGGAAGGAUAUUAUUGCUCAUGGGCGACACACAAAAUUUAUUGGAAGUUGAAAUAUACAAGAAAUGUAGAAGUAUAUAUUAUAUGUUGCUAGUAAUCACUGCAU
Messenger RNA from Dufourea novaeangliae, 564 nucleotides. RefSeq names its product acyl-coenzyme A thioesterase 13-like. Gene Ontology annotation, molecular function: fatty acyl-CoA hydrolase activity. The coding region runs from base 89 to 511 and encodes 140 amino acids. The transcript has 3 exons. Lineage: Eukaryota; Metazoa; Arthropoda; Insecta; Hymenoptera; Halictidae. The record is from RefSeq and is a predicted model, not a curated record.